ACCAUAAUUGCCACAUCUCAUGACCUCCCUCGUUUCCUCCACCUGUCGAGUCCUUCUCCCUCCCCUCCUCAGGCUGUCAGAGUCCAGCGUUCACAGGUCCCUCUUCCUGCCGCGCGCAUCGCAGUUUCCACCACCCUCUUCUCCCUCCGCCGUCGCGCGCCCCACUUCCUUUGUCCUCUCCAAUUCUCUGCUCGCGCUGAUCUUGAUCUCGAUCUGCUCGUCCCGCUCCCGUUUCGAAAUCUCCGCUCUCUAAUUUAUCCGAAAUUUUGCUGCAUUCGUCGAGCGUUGGAGCAAUUCGUUCGAUGGGGGAUACGAUAGCGUUAGAGCAAUCGCUGAAAAAUGUAGAGGAAGAAGUAUCUCGAGUAUUGGAACAGGCGAAGGAGUUGGAGGACUCAGCUUCGUCUUUCCUCUCGAAGACAUAUCACGAAGAGCAGGCUCUUUGCCAGCGCGCCCUCUCCCUUGACUCUUCGAUCAACCGGCAUCGUUCUUUAAUCAAUUCUCUCCUUGGAAAUGAACUGUUGGAUUCCGCCGUAGCAGAUAAGCUAGAAGACAAAUUGCACAAGGCAAGAUGUAUAAUGGCCGAUGGAGUGGCGUCUUCAUUUCUUCCUGCCAAAGCUCAAGGUGGUUUUCUGAGGAUGUUUCUGGGUCCUAUCAAUGUGCGUGCCACUAGGAAAGAUGUCCAGUUGAAAGUUAAAGAAGAGUACAACAGUUUCAGAGACAGAACGGCCCUUCUAUUUCUUCUUUUUCCAUCAACACUAUUAAUCCUAAGAUCUUGGGUUUGGGGUGGAUCCUUGCCAGCAUUUCCAGUUCAACUGUACCAGGCAUGGUUGUUGUUCCUCUAUAUAGGUUUGGCAUUGCGGGAGAAUAUCUUGAAAGUGAAUGGAAGUGACAUUCGUCCAUGGUGGAUAUACCAUCACUAUUGUGCCUUGGUGAUGGCCCUCGCUAGUCUCACAUGGGAUUUCAGAGGGCAAGAGGAUUGCAUCCAGAAGCAGAGAGCAGUACAACUUUUCCUACAAUGGGCUAUGAUGCAAGGAGUUGCAAUGCUUCUACAAAAUAGAUAUCAACGGCAAAGAUUGUAUACUCGCAUUGCUCUGGGAAAGGCAAAGAGAAUGGAUGUGGUCUGGGGGGAAACAGCUGGUGUGGAUGGCCAAUUGUUGCUGUUGUGUCCCAUACUUUUCACUUUGCAGGGUUUUGAGGCAUAUCUUGGACUAAUGCUGCUUAGGACUGCAUUGGUUGGGGUUGGUUCCGAAUGGCAGGUAAUUUUUUGUGGGCUCCUUUUGUUCGUAAUGGCAGUUGGGAACUUUGUGAACACAAUGCAAACUCUUAUUGCAAAGUCCAGGUUCAAAGCAAAAGCCAAAAAAGGCAAAAGCAAGCAAUAACCAGACUAAGCGUCCUUGACCAAUGUCAUCAAUCUUUCCAAAGCUUUACAGCAUCAUAUUUUGGGUUUCUCUUUUUGGGGUCUGAGACUGAAAAAGGAGGGGGAGGGGGGGUUUGAGAUGAAAAGUUCUUUCUUUGUAAGAUUUGCAUUGUGACCAUCUGUUUAUUUUUACUGACACGCCAUAGGCUGUUUCCCAUGGGCCUGAUCACUGUGCCUGAAAGAUGCAUAAGGAGUGUAUUUAACUGGAAUGAAGAAAAAAAAAUUGCUCCA
Molecule: messenger RNA, 1648 nt
Organism: Malania oleifera
Lineage: Eukaryota; Viridiplantae; Streptophyta; Magnoliopsida; Santalales; Ximeniaceae
Exons: 10
Coding region: 303-1379 (358 amino acids)
Cellular component (GO): membrane
Source: RefSeq, a predicted model, not a curated record